This is a messenger RNA of Chrysochloris asiatica (Cape golden mole), 798 nucleotides long. RefSeq names its product granzyme B-like. NCBI's taxonomy places the organism in Eukaryota, Metazoa, Chordata, Mammalia, Afrosoricida, Chrysochloridae. The record is from RefSeq and is a predicted model, not a curated record. Gene Ontology annotation, biological process: proteolysis. Gene Ontology annotation, molecular function: serine-type endopeptidase activity. The coding region runs from base 40 to 798 and encodes 252 amino acids. The transcript is spliced from 5 exons. Gene Ontology annotation, cellular component: intracellular membrane-bounded organelle; cytoplasm.
AGCCCCUGAAACUCUGACCUGGACAAUCAGCCUGGGAAGAUGCAGCUCCUCCUGCUCCUCUUAGCCUGCAUGCUGGUUCCUAGAGCAAAGACAGGGGAAAUCAUCGGAGGACAUGAGGCCCAGCCCCACUCUCGUCCCUACAUGGCAUAUGUUCAGUUCUUGAAAGGCAUAAAACGAAAAUGUGGUGGUUUCCUGAUCCGAGAAGACUUUGUGCUGACGGCUGCUCACUGUUUUGGAAGAUUCAUGAAUGUCACCCUGGGCGCCCAUGACAUCAGUCAGAAUGAAGAGACACAGCAGUUCAUCCCUGUGAGAAGAGCCAUCACCCACCCAGACUAUAAUACAAAGACACAUGUGAAUGACAUCAUGCUCCUACAAUUGAAGAAAAAGGCCAAUUUGACAAAAGCUGUAGGCAUACUCCAGCUACCUAAGACAAAGACCCAGGUAAAACCAGGGAAGACAUGCCGUGUUGCCGGCUGGGGCAAGCGCUCGCUGAAUGACAGACCAUCACCAACACUGUAUGAGGUAAACCUGACUGUACAGAAGGACCAGAUGUGUGAGUCCCGCUACCCCAAAUAUUACAAGAGCGCCUAUGAGAUAUGCGUGGGAGACCCGAAGAAAAAGUCUUCUUCCUUUCAGGGAGACUCUGGAGGCCCGCUCGUGUGUGACAACAUGGCUCAGGGCAUUGUCUCCUAUGGGCUCAACGAUGCUACUCCUCCACGGGUCUUCACCAAAAUCUCGAGUUUCCUGAUAUGGAUAAAAAAGACCAUAAAGAGCCUCCAAAUGAAGAAAUCAAACUGA